AUGACCCACCACAUCGUUGCCCUCGAUGGCGGCUACGUCAAAAUUCCACCCUUUUCGCUUCCAAACCCUCAUAAAUACACCGAAUACUCCAACACAUUACCAACUGAGGUGCCAUCUCGUGUAUCCGAUGCUACCAUAGUCAUUACCAACCUCGUUCCUCUUAGUGCAGAGACUCUUCGGCCAGAAUGCACGCCAUACCUUCAACUGAUUGCCGUGAUGGCCGCUGGUGUCGACUGCCUCGACCUCCCGGCCUGCAAGGCUCGAGGAAUACGGGUGUGCAAUAUCCCCGGCGGUUCAGCGAUUGCUGUUAGCGAACAUACGAUCGGCCUGUACUUUGCUGUCAGGAGGAAAACUGUGCAGUUGCAUUAUCUGACGACGAAAACAAUGGAGUGGGAGGAGAAGGGGACACUGAAGGAUGUGUAUGGAGGUCUGCCGCUAACUUGUGAGAGCGAGGUCAUGGGAAUUUUGGGCUAUGGGUCGCUUGGCCAGAAAAUUGCAGGACUGGCUCGAGCAUUAGGCAUGCAAGUUCUGGUCGCCUCGCGAAAAGAUGACAAUAGUAGCGAGGCCUCAUCCCACAACGGUGUAGAAUGCAGCCGCACGCCCUUCCACGAAGUCCUUCGCCGAAGCACCGUCCUCGUCAUCGCCGUACCUCGCCUCCCUUCCACCACGGACAUGAUCUCGACGCCAGAAUUCUCCAUAAUGCAACGCAACGCAAUCCUCAUCAACGUAGCCCGUGGCGGCAUUGUCAACGAAUCCGCACUCGUCCGCGCCCUCAAGCAAGGCCUUAUCGCAGGUGCCGCGACCGACGUCUUCACAACCGAGCCAGCAGGAAGAACGACCAGCCCGCUGCUCGCCGAGGACGUGCCGAAUCUGACUGUCUCGCCUCAUUUGGCCUGGUAUGCGCAGUCGACGCAGGAUACGAGGGCGAGACAAGUCAAGGAGAUUGUGGAGGGGUUUGUUGCGAGCGGCGAGGGAAAGAAUGUGGUGGUGUAG
Molecule: messenger RNA, 993 nt
Organism: Zasmidium cellare ATCC 36951
Lineage: Eukaryota; Fungi; Ascomycota; Dothideomycetes; Mycosphaerellales; Mycosphaerellaceae
Exons: 2
Coding region: 1-993 (330 amino acids)
Molecular function (GO): NAD binding; oxidoreductase activity, acting on the CH-OH group of donors, NAD or NADP as acceptor
Source: RefSeq, a predicted model, not a curated record